This is a messenger RNA of Stereum hirsutum FP-91666 SS1, 1218 nucleotides long. RefSeq lists its product as uncharacterized. Bases 1 to 1218 code for a protein of 405 amino acids. NCBI's taxonomy places the organism in Eukaryota, Fungi, Basidiomycota, Agaricomycetes, Russulales, Stereaceae. The record is from RefSeq and is a predicted model, not a curated record. The transcript has a single exon.
AUGAAUCGCUGCCCAGUCGAACUGUGGGCCCUCAUUUUCGCCCAUGCGUGUUCUGACGACGGUGGAAAGACGUAUCGCUCACUAGCACUCGUCUCUCGGUACUUCCACUCAACGUCAAAGCAUCUGCGAUUUCUAUCCAUAGACAUCAAAGAUCCACAAGGCGCCGAACUGCUCUCUGACGUCCUCGAGCGCGAAUUCCUAGUUACAUUUCCGUUCCACCCACCCAAUCCUCCUAGAUUCCGCCAUCUUGCCCUCACUGACCGGCAUCCGGAUCCCAGUCACGUCUAUGGCCCCUCUGACGCCCUCAAGCUCUCCCUGGCAUUCGAGCGCAUCCUACACACUGCGGCUCCGACGCUCGUCUCCCUGACCAUCGACAAAUCGUACUUCAGUCGAUUCGCACACAAUCUCGUCCCCGGGUGCCUCCCCGCCCUCGUCGAACUCUCGCUCACGAACCUCGAGUCAUUCCCAACUUCCAGACCGGAUAACAAGAGCGAAGGAUUCUCGGCACCGCUGCCCUCGUUGAGACGACUUCACGUCCAUUUCACGGAGAGCACCGAUAUGGAGUGGUACCGGGCCAAUCUGUUCGACGCUCUGCCUUGGAUCGCGCCACACCUCGAUGUGUUCCAUGUCGAGGGGAUGUUUUGGUACGCUGGGAUCGUGGAGUUUAUCAGUAGGACGAUAUAUUGCGAGAGUGGGAUCGCUCGAGAGCACCCUUCCCCGCGCCCGGAAGAGCCAUACCCUACGCUUCCGGGAAUCGCUCCAUCCUUGGCAGACUUCCGGAUCGGCACCUCGAACUCCAUCUCGAGGUCGUCCAUCGUUCAGCUGGCAGACGAGACAGAUAGUGAAAAUGCGAGGGAGAGGCGACGGCAGCUAUCACUCAAAGCCCAGGGCUACAAGUCCAGGACCCACAUCGCAUCCUUCUGGCGUCGUCUGCGUGUCGUGAUCGUCCCGAUACCCUCGCUCCACGAAUAUCCGGGCUCGUACCCCAAUCUGAGUGGACAGAUCGACGAUGCAACGACACACUUUCCGAUCUACAUGAGCAAGACGGCGUUUGGGUUCAUGAUCAAGCUUUUCGACGAGCUCGCGCAGAGGGAUGAGGAGGGGAGGUUAAUCGUGAUUGAUGGGUCGCGGGAGGCAUUGAGGAGAGAUGAGAAGAGUAAAGGUUGGGCGGGAAAGUUGAGGAAGUUGUUUACGCCGGCGCAUAGUCGAUGGACCUAG